Molecule: messenger RNA, 2495 nt
Organism: Neurospora hispaniola
Lineage: Eukaryota; Fungi; Ascomycota; Sordariomycetes; Sordariales; Sordariaceae
Product: vacuolar protein sorting-associated protein Vps17
Exons: 3
Coding region: 211-2199 (662 amino acids)
Biological process (GO): intracellular protein transport; retrograde transport, endosome to Golgi
Cellular component (GO): retromer complex; endosome; retromer, tubulation complex
Molecular function (GO): phosphatidylinositol-3-phosphate binding
Source: RefSeq, a predicted model, not a curated record
UGUACACUACCAUACACUACACUACUUGUGCCUACACUCAGCGGCCUCACCAAAAGCAACGUCAUCCCGACCGCCCACGCCGUCGACCGUCCCCUCUCCUCUCCUGCCUCUUCCUCCUCUCGACCGACCACCUCUCCUUUCAGGACAUCGUCUGUCCCGGCCGUGAUUCCCCCGAGCCAAAUCGAACAAGGUUAGACAGCGAGAUACAUCAUGGACUAUAGCGCAUCGAUAAACGACACCGAGCACGCUGCCGGCAGCUCUCCUUGGGGCAACUCCCCUAGCUCGUCGCCACGGCCAACCCGCUCGACCUUCGCCUCAACCAUCAUCCCCGAUGACUAUGUGCCCCCGACUCCGAAUAAUGGCCUCGAUGACGAGGGUGGGUUUGGUGCUGGAGACAAUGGAUUCCGCCGACAUGAUAGCACCGACGCGCCCGAGGCUCAAUCGGGCGCCCUAUUCUCCGACCAUGUUCCCUCAGGCCAACCCCAGCAGGAGGGCCAGGCCCAUGACAGCCACGGCGAAGCCCACCCGCAGUCUCAGACAGAAUCGCAUCGAGAGCCGCAAACCGAGAACGGACAGCAUCAGCAACCGCAAGAACAACAACAUCAUGCCCAGUACCCGCCCCAUCAGCAGCAGCAGCAGCAACAGCAACAACAAUAUCAACAAUAUCAGCAGCAGCCGCCACCCCAGCAACAGCCAUACUCACCACAUCAGCAAGUACAGCAGCAAUUCCGGAGACCGCAACCGCAGUUCAAGUUACAGGCUAAGAUUACUGGACUUGAACGUACCGGCCGCAAGGAUCCUAUUCUGAGAUUUGAUGUUCACACGAACCUACCCAGUUUCCGUACCACGCAGUACCGCGAUGUUCGCCGUCUACACUCCGAGUUCAUCAAGCUCGCUGAGCACCUCAUAUCCGCGAACCCCGAGGCCAUUGUACCUGCUGUGCCGCCAGCGCUCACUUCUGCCGGUGCCGGAACCGACGAAGAUGAGGCGCGCGUCAAGGCACUGAUGCAGCGCUGGUUCAACUAUGUCUGCAGCAACGAGGUCUUGAUGAGGGAUGACGAGAUGGUCCUCUUUACCGAGAGUGAUUUUGGCUACAGUCCUAUGGUCAAGAAGAAGCAACCUGCGACUGGUGUGCGCCGCAAGAUCCUGAAGCAGUUUGCUCCUCCACCCGAUGAUACCCCCGAGUUGCAGGAGGCGCGCCCUAUUGUCAAGUUGUUCUACCUAGGUGCCAUGGAUGCUGGACACAAGGUCGAUAAACUUGUCAAGACUCGUAGAGGUCUUGGGCUGGUCGAAGCCGACUACGGCAUCAAGCUCUCAAACAUGCACAUCCAAGAGCCGCAUCCCGGUCUCUCGAACGCCUACCGCAAGCUAGGCAAGGUCCUCCAGACCGUCGGUGAUCUACACGCCGCCCAGGCGACCGCCGAGGCCACCACCAUCGGCGAUCCCUUCCAGUACCACUCCAGCGACGCCUUCAUCGUCAAGGAAACCCUCACCAACCGGCAGAUCCUCAUGCGCGAGCUGCUCCAAGCCCAAGAGCUCACCCGUAGCAAGCUCCACGCCGCCGACCGACUCAAGUCCUCUUCCAACGUACGCCGCGAGCGCGUCGACGAGGCCAUCGCCGCCCUUCGCGACGCCCAAGAGGCCGAAUCGACCCUCCAGCACAAGACCACCCGCGUCACCCAGAACCUGGUGCACGAGCGACGCAAGUGGUUCGCCCGCACCGCCGCCGACAUGCGCCUGUCCAUCCGCGAGUACGUGCUCCGCCAGAUCGAGGCCGAGCGCCGCACCCUGGCCCUGCUCGAGAGCGUCCGGCCCGACAUCCGCGCCAUCGACUCCAGCGGCGGCCUGUCCCGCCUCGGCCGCGAGUCGCACCCCACCGUCCGGCGCGCCAGCCUGGCGGCCAGUCAGGGCCCCAAGGGCGACGCGUGGAGCGGCGUCCCGCGCGCGAGACUCGGCGAGGCCGGCUCGGUCAGCGGCGCCAGGAGCAUAUCCGGUAGCUUCAUGGCCGGUAGCGUGCUGGGCGUUGGCGCCGGCGGCGGGGUGGAAGGGGAGGAAGCUGGCGGCGAGGACGCCGAGAGGCCAGGCAGCGGCGGCGCGAGGGGUGCCGUGGGCGGCUUGGUGGGUCUGCCGGAGGAGGACGAUGAGGAUAGAGUGGAUGCCAGGAACGCGGCAAGUCGGUUGGCCACGAGUACAUUUUGAAUCGCAACAGUCACCCCGGCGCGGACUGCUAGACUCAGUAGUAGUGGUAGGGACGUUUCGGGGGGACUGCUGGGAUAUCAACAAGAAAACAAUGCUAGGAGUCGGAGCGGGAGUAGUAGUGCAGGUGCGAGCUUGAAGGGCGGGAAAGCUGCUGCGGUAGUCAGCGGGGGGGAUGAGAAUGUGCGGGCGAGGAGGAAGAGGACUGGGUCGGUGGGUUAUCAGAGAUUAUUACUGGGGUCGGGGAGAGGAUGAGGAUGAGGAUAACUACGAUGAUGAAGGUUAUCAGUAUUUUCUAA